Leptopilina boulardi is the source of this 1617-nucleotide messenger RNA. RefSeq lists its product as uncharacterized. Bases 86 to 595 code for a protein of 169 amino acids. Lineage: Eukaryota; Metazoa; Arthropoda; Insecta; Hymenoptera; Figitidae. The record is from RefSeq and is a predicted model, not a curated record. The transcript has 4 exons.
UUUUUUUUUGAAAAAUUAUCAUUUUGUUUUGUUUAAUUUUUGUUCAGUUUUGCAUUAAGAAUUCCCCAUAAUAUAACAUUUAAAAAUGCAAAAACUUAUUUGCGUGUUUAUUGUAUAUUUUGCCAUUGGAUUUGCAGCAGAUAGAAAAGGUGAGAUAACAUAUGGACGUGUUUUCAAAGGAAAACCAAUUCCUGGUGUAACAAUAAAAUCAAGUAAAGACAAAAGUGUAAUUACAUGGAAUGAACUCGUUAAUGCAACAAACAAUCCAUUAAGAGCUACAAUUUAUAUUAAAUAUACAAGCAGAAAUAAAAGUGAUAUGGCUAAUAUUCAAAAUCUGUGUGGUACUUAUGAAACAUCUUCAUUUAAACACAGGGCCCAGUUAUUCAUUUUGAAAACUAUCGCUAAUGUCAAAACUUGUCCAAUCGAGAAGGGUACAAAAAUCACAUUAAUAAGUAAACAUUAUACCUAUUUGUAUUCCACCGUUGACAAUGAUUUAUGUGGACCAUUUCGAAUGGAAGUAAAAGUGUUUAGAAAAAAUGAUAAAUUAAUUCCAAUAAUAUUGGGCUAUUUUCAAGGGAAUAUCACAGGCUGUUAAGAGAUUUUCUGGGAAAAGAUAUAUAUAUAUAUAUAUAAUUCAACUAUCAUAAACCAAAGUUAUAUGAAAGUUAACCAAAUUAAGGAAUCGGAUGCAAUAACUGACUGUAAAGUAAAUAUACCAAUGGGACUUGUAACUCAUUCUAUUGUCUACUUUUGAAGGUAAUAAAGCGACAAUUGAUAGGCAUUUUAUGAUCCUUAAAGAAAAGUAUCCUAUAGAAUGGGAGAGAGAGAGAGAGUACAGUGAGGGUCUUUCUAUUGUUAACACAAGUUUGAUUUUAUUGGAAUUUGAAAUUAAAAUAAAUGAAUUACGUGCGCAAAUAAUUAAAAUUAAACAAUCCUUAAUUGCGAGGAGGAAUUUACUAGUAAAAAUUGUGUACACUUGACUACAACUACACAUAUUAUUAUUAUUACCUUAGUAUUACACUUUUUAAAAGUAUUACAUACUACUACCAAAAUAUUACUGUAUUACAAGGUAUUACACAUAUAUUACUGAGUAUUACCUUUUAUUACAAAAAAUAUUACACGUCAAAUAGCGCUUUCUUAUACGUAGAACUUUUAAUAAAACUAGCCACAAUAUUAUAGGUUCGCAACUAAUAAUUUAAAAAACAACAAUAAAUAAUAAAAAAAGCGGAAAAAAAUAAAAAAAAAUUGUUUUUAUGUAAAUUUUUAAAAAUAGAGUAAUUUUAUAGGUAUAUAUAUACAAAAAUUCGUAAAAAAUUGCAUAAAAUUGCAAAAUAACCCUUUUUUCGGGUUAAAAUUGAAAAAACAUGUUACCAAAAAAAGUAUGUAAGAUUUUCUAAAAGCAUAUGGCAAAGUAUUUUGAAUUAUUUGAAAAUAAGUGAAAAUAGAUUUUCCAAGGACGGUGUCGAGAUCACGGUGUCGGUGUCGCUUUUGGAAACUUGUUAACUUAAUAUAAUACAAGAUUAUUAUUAAGAGCAAAACUUUAAGAGAAGAAAUAGAGAAAUAAAUAAUUAAAUAUUUUUAAAUAUUAGGGUAAGUGCAUCAAUUACGGCGCGUUCA